AUGAGCGACGAUACCCCACGAUACCUCAGCCAGCUGGUCGACCGCGAAUUGGACGGUGCAUUGCAGCGCAAGCAACGGUUCAUGUCAUUCAAGGACAUCUCCCCGAGACUCAACAGAGGUCUUCUUCGCAACCUGAACGUCGCAAACAUACCCGCUUCUCAGCCGUCAAAUCGCACCGAGUGGCUGAAUAUCGUGCAUGCUAUGGACAGCAUCGUUGUUGUGACCCAUCUGCUCGAAAACCUCCGUUCCACGCGGGUCGCGAUCUUCGACGCGUAUAUUUUGGGAGAUACUCUCUCGCCGAUCUUCGAAUGGCUUCUCUACAUGCACCCGCAUGCCCACAACUGCGACGCAGAGGCCACGAAGGCAGCGAUAUCCCGCUACGGAUGGGCCUCCCCCGUUUGGUCUAGUAGAUUUGACAUCUUCAUCUGCCAUUUCUUCGUCGCUAUGUGCUGCGUCCCCUAUGGGCUCGACGCACUCAUUGGCCUCCCCGAGUCCGCAAUAUCGUACAUAUUCGACAUUUGGCACAUCCGCACCAGCCGCCUCGCCAAAGACCAAGCUCCCGAUGAACAUACAGCAACUGUCAUCUGGGCUCUCAUGAGACUGUACGGGAAAAUCGAUGACAAAGACCGCAUCUCCUCUGAGAUUAUGUCGAAAGGGAUGCCGGCGAUUCGCACAAUCAUUCGCCGCUUACGCGCCGUGGCUGCUGCUCCACCCAAUCUCAACGUCGAAGAGGCGCAGUAUCUCGUUUUGGUGGCCGCGUGUCUGCUCCAGCAAGCUCCCGCAGUGUCUCUUCUACGACCUCUUCUCUGGCUCAUUAGUCCUUUGCUACGUUUGGUGCACCACCCUCAAGCGAUGCCCCACACGGCAAACAUCGGCAAAAACUGUGAAACCACGCCACGACUCGAAGUCUACGCAAAUAAUGUUUGGCACAGCCUAUUUUACUUGCUUCCAGAGCUCCGCGGCACCAGGGACAUCGUCCGCCUCAUACGGGGAGGUCUACUCCAGAUUGCAUUCGAUUAUCUGACGCGCUGGGUGCAACUACGCGACUCGGUUUAUGAAUAUAGCCUGUCGUCUCUGGUCAGCUACAUCAUUUUACCUGCACUUAUGUUUCCAUCUGUGGCAAAGGCUGUAGACGACGAGGUCGAGCGCCACAAGCUAUGGCUGCCAGACAGCGAUCCCGCGGCGAAUUUGGAGUCGCAUAAAAAAUGGCGCGACAUGCUGACGCACCUACGCAUGGUAACGCAAGAAUACCUAGUGUACAAGUCCGCGGUGAAGUCCAUCCGCUUUUGCCACAACAACUCUUGCCUCCGUAGUCACGACCAGCACGAGCUCAAGCGAUGUGCCUGUGGUCGAGUAUACUACUGCAGCAAAUCUUGUCAGGCUGCGGAUCGACACCGUCACAAAGCCAUAUGCCAAUACAUCAGGAUCGUGACAGAAUCAUACGCCUUCAGGAUCGACCGACGCUCCGACGUGUAUUUCGUCCGGCAUUUCAUCGAGCAGAUCAUGUGCAUGCGCGAGCAGGCCCGCGAAUCGGACGUUGAAGAUAGCACCGGUUUGCGCGACUUUUCCUCAACUGUGAAGAUCAGUCACCCUCCAGAGGGUAGCUCUGGAUUACUCUACGUGCCAGUCACAAUUGGAUGGGAUAGAAGGAUCACCUUGAUUUUCCCGAGUCCGAUACUGUAA
Molecule: messenger RNA, 1683 nt
Organism: Schizophyllum commune H4-8
Lineage: Eukaryota; Fungi; Basidiomycota; Agaricomycetes; Agaricales; Schizophyllaceae
Exons: 3
Coding region: 1-1683 (560 amino acids)
Source: RefSeq, a predicted model, not a curated record